Messenger RNA from Aspergillus ochraceoroseus IBT 24754, 2184 nucleotides. Its product is annotated as F-box domain protein. The transcript has a single exon. NCBI's taxonomy places the organism in Eukaryota, Fungi, Ascomycota, Eurotiomycetes, Eurotiales, Aspergillaceae. The coding region runs from base 1 to 2184 and encodes 727 amino acids. Gene Ontology annotation, molecular function: protein binding. The record is from RefSeq and is a predicted model, not a curated record. Gene Ontology annotation, cellular component: SCF ubiquitin ligase complex. Gene Ontology annotation, biological process: SCF-dependent proteasomal ubiquitin-dependent protein catabolic process.
AUGGCUACCAUAAAUCCCGAUGAUCCCGGCCCGUCUCCCGGGACCGUCUCACCCGUGAGCCCGGCCUCAUCGACCGGGCAGAUUCCGCUGGAGCACCCUCCAAAGGCCAAAGGACGCCGGAAGCUGCUGCAGAGUCUCCAACGCAUUUCAUCAAGUCCAAGUCUAACCCGACGUGGGCGAGCGGCGUCUACCGGCUAUAGAAACGGAAAGGCUUCGCUGUCCUGCGUCUCACUCUCCCAAUCCCCAUACACCCCGUGUCUCGGGAAUGGCAGCUCGUCCCAACUCCAUGGUGGACUGGGAAUCCGCCCUGAAACCCCGGGUGCAGUGGGAUACGAUGCAGACAACCAGGAUGGAAACGCUCGGAUUCGCCUAGUCGGGUCUGAUUCUCCCAGUGGUGCCCAUGCGAGGAAGAUUGCAUUGCCAACUGACCUGAGACCCGGCUCCCGUGGUAUACCACUCGCAAGCGGUGCGCUGGACAGCACGUUUGUAAAAGAAGCCCCGAAGCCAAGGGGGGUUGACUUUUGGGGAAGCAUGCCUAGCGAGCUUAGAAUGCUCAUCUUCAGUUUCCUUACCCCCAAGGAAAUCAUCCGUUGCUCGGGUGUCUCUAAAUCGUGGAACAAAAUGUGCUAUGACGGACAACUAUGGUCUAAGGUUGAUACCACAGAGUACUACCGCGAUAUUCCCAGCGAUUCUCUCAUGAAAAUUCUCACGGCGGGCGGCCCGUUUGUUCGAGAUCUUAACCUUCGCGGUUGUAUCCAACUGCGCGACAAAUGGCAGAAAGAAGGGGAAAGGAUAACAGCCCUAUGUAGGAAUGUGGUCAACUUCUCACUGGAAGGAAGCCGCAUUGACAAGACUGCGAUUCAUUGCUUUCUUUUGCGCAACCAACGGCUGGAGUACAUCAAUGUAUCCGGUUUGGCUAGUGUGACGAACUCGGCUAUGAAGAUCAUUGCAAGGUCGUGUCAUCAACUCCGCAUCCUCAAUGUUUCUUGGUGUACUAGCGUUGAUACCUCCGGAUUGAGAAAAGUGGUGAAGGCUUGUCCUAAAUUAACGGAUCUUCGCGCGAGUGAAAUCCAAGGAUUCGACGAUGAGGAUUUUGCUCGGGAGCUUUUCAAUCGGAAUACUUUGGAACGGCUGAUUAUCAGCCGGACUGACAUUACUGAUCAGAGCUUGAAAACGCUCAUGCAUGGUCUCAAUCCGGAAUUCGACUUACUCGAGGACCGUCCAAUUGUCCCUCCUCGGCGGCUGAAGCACCUCGACAUCCACCAAUGCUCCGACCUGACAGAUUCAGGCGUCAUGAGUUUGGCCCACAACGUCCCGUACUUGGAAGGGCUGCAGCUGUCGCAGUGUACCGAGCUAUCUGACAAUUGCAUCGUGGCUGUCCUCGAGACAACCCCUCGCCUAACUCACCUGGAGCUCGAGGAUAUGGAAAGACUUACCAACAAGACUCUCAUCGAACUUGCCAAGUCCCCUUGUGCGCCAUUCCUCGAGCACCUCAACAUCAGUUAUUGUGAAGCUCUAGGUGACAUCGGAAUGCUCCAAGUGAUGAAGAACUGCCCGUCUCUCCGGUCAGUGGAGAUGGAUAAUACGCGGAUAUCCGACCUCACCUUAAUGGAAGCCAGCCUCCGCAUUCGCAAACGAGGAUAUGGCCAAACUCCUCCUCGGGUUGGCCUGCGCCUCGUGAUUUUUGACUGCGCCAAUGUUACCUGGGCUGGAGUCCGAGAGGUCCUCUCCAGUAACGCCUACGUUCCGCGCGUACGCAAGUCUUUCCAAGCAGUCUCCGUUGUAUCUCAGACAAUCACUUCAGGUUUAGAGUCUAGCUCUACCCCUAUGAUCACCUCCUCGAUUACACCUCCGCCGCAGCCCACCUUGUACCCCAACGAUAUCAUCCAGCUCAAGUGCUUUUACGGCUGGCAAAUGACUGUUGAUGAACAUACGAGGCGAGUCCUACGAGGCGGCCUUGCGGCUGCAAAUCGUCUGGAUCGAAAGUGGGCAGAUUACAUGAUAGCAACUGAGGAAGCUGGAGUUGCUGGAGCUGGUGCCAGAAGGCGCCGUCGUCGUGCGCGAGAAGCCGAGAGGAUUUACAACGAAGAUGACGAGGACGAGGAGUCUUACGGGAUUGGGGGUAUCGUACUUGGCGGCCGACGGAGGCGAGCACAAAGUGGAGGCAGCUGUGUAAUUAUGUGA